UCUGAAAAAAGAAGCAAGAAAGCAGCGUUUGGCAGCGAGAGCUUGGGGAGAGAAGAAGAUCAAAAAACCUCUCUCUCUCUCUCUCUCUCUCUCUCUCUCUCUCUAUCGAUCGUCUUCUUCCUCUACAAACCUUCUCGAUCUCUCUCUCUGUCUCUGCCAUGGCGCUCUCCGAGAAACCCUCGCGUAACUCUCUGAUCCCUAACUUCCUCUACUCCUCCACCUCCGCCAGGACACUCGCGCUCGACAGAAUCCUCCACGCCCGCCCUACAGCCGCCGCCUCACCUGAUGUCGAGCCGAUCGCUCCGAGGAAGAACUUCAUCAUCGCGUCUCCGGAAGAGCCGAGCAAGAAGAUCGAGAUGUACUCGCCGGCCUUCUACGCCGCCUGUACGGCAGGAGGAAUCCUUAGCUGCGGUCUCACUCACAUGGCCGUCACUCCUCUCGAUCUCGUCAAGUGCAAUAUGCAGAUUGACCCUGCAAAGUACAAAAGUAUCACGUCUGGGUUCGGAGUUCUACUCAAGGAGCAGGGUGCCAGAGGUUUCUUCAGGGGAUGGGUGCCGACCCUCCUUGGUUACAGUGCGCAGGGUGCUUGCAAGUUCGGAUUCUACGAGUUUUUCAAGAAGACCUACUCUGACAUUGCUGGACCAGAGUAUGCUGCCAAGUACAAGACUUUGAUUUACCUUGCUGGCUCUGCAUCUGCGGAGGUGAUAGCAGAUGUUGCUCUCUGCCCAUUUGAAGCAGUGAAGGUCCGAGUUCAAACUCAACCUGGAUUUGCUCGUGGUUUAUCAGAUGGGCUUCCCAAGUUCGUCAAAUCUGAAGGCACUCUUGGGUUGUACAAGGGUCUUGUUCCACUCUGGGGUCGCCAAAUACCUUACACUAUGAUGAAGUUCGCUUCCUUUGAGACUAUUGUGGAAUAUAUCUACAAGUACUCCAUCCCAACACCAAAGGACCAGUGCAGCAAAUCUCUUCAGCUUGGUGUGAGUUUUGCUGGUGGUUACGUAGCGGGUGUGUUCUGUGCUAUUGUGUCUCAUCCUGCUGACAAUCUUGUCUCAUUCCUCAACAAUGCCAAAGGAGCAACUGUUGGUGAUGCGGUAAAGAAGCUCGGUUUGUGGGGUCUCUUCACCCGUGGACUUCCUCUACGUAUUGUCAUGAUCGGAACUCUUACUGGAGCUCAAUGGGGUCUCUAUGAUGCAUUCAAAGUUUUUGUGGGACUGCCAACGACCGGCGGUGUUGCUCCCGCUGCCACCACUGCUGCUACUGAACUUGCAAAGGUUUAAAAUGUUAUAACGGUCAAAAUCAUGGCGGUUUUUAUUGUUUAUUUAUGGAACUGAGAAAACGUGGUCGUACGGGGAUGAAAUAAACAUGAUAGGGUUGCUGAAGCUUCUUGAAACUACUACGGGAGAGUCUUUUGCAUUGGGAAUAUGUCUCCAAUUUUUCCAUUUUGGUUAUUACCUUUUCUUUUUGCUUUCUUGCAGAGGGUUUUUUGUUCUCAUCCUCGCGAAAAACUUUAACUUUCUAGUUAGAUUAGAUAUGGAUUUGAAUUUUGAAUUUCAGGAUCAUUUUGCCGCCCCUGUUAAGUUAGGAUUAGGUAAUAAUGCUGCAAAUGGGGGAUCUACAUUGCCAUUUCAAGAAUUCCGGGCAUGGGAUUUAUGCCUGUUUAUGUUAUUUUCAAUUCAUUUUAUAGUUCUUAUAUUGCAUUUGCACCCUUUUUUAUU
Messenger RNA from Morus notabilis, 1712 nucleotides. Its product is annotated as mitochondrial phosphate carrier protein 3, mitochondrial. Gene Ontology annotation, cellular component: mitochondrial inner membrane. The transcript is spliced from 6 exons. Gene Ontology annotation, biological process: mitochondrial phosphate ion transmembrane transport. The coding region runs from base 159 to 1274 and encodes 371 amino acids. The record is from RefSeq and is a predicted model, not a curated record. Lineage: Eukaryota; Viridiplantae; Streptophyta; Magnoliopsida; Rosales; Moraceae. Gene Ontology annotation, molecular function: phosphate transmembrane transporter activity.